This is a messenger RNA of Beauveria bassiana ARSEF 2860, 1449 nucleotides long. RefSeq names its product alternative sulfate transporter. The transcript has 6 exons. Gene Ontology annotation, cellular component: membrane. The record is from RefSeq and is a predicted model, not a curated record. Gene Ontology annotation, molecular function: transmembrane transporter activity. NCBI's taxonomy places the organism in Eukaryota, Fungi, Ascomycota, Sordariomycetes, Hypocreales, Cordycipitaceae. The coding region runs from base 1 to 1449 and encodes 482 amino acids. Gene Ontology annotation, biological process: transmembrane transport.
AUGAGUGAGAAAGUAGAGAGCCCGACGGUCCAGGAGGUCCCGGAGGAUGCACCGAUUGCCCGGGUUGUCGACUGGAGCCCCGAGGAGGAGAAACGGGCGAAGCGCAAACUGGACUUGAUCAUUAUGCCCAUCUUGACUCUUGGGUUCUUCUGUCUCCAGCUCGACCGCGGCAACAUGGCCAACGCCAUCACCGACAACUUCAUGAAGGACGUCAGAAUCAACCAGGAUCAGUUCAACGUUGGCCAGCAGAUGCUCUCUCUCGGCAUCGUCCUCACCGAAAUCCCCGCCAACAUGAUUCUCUACCGCGUCGGCCCCGGCAAGUGGUUGACCCUGCAGCUCUUCCUGUUCGGCAUCGUCAGCACCUUUCAGGCCUUUCAGCGCGGCUACGGCGCAUUCGUCGCGACGCGCUUCCUGCUCGGCAUCACUGAAUCUGGCUUCAUCCCCGGCGGCCUCUGGACGCUUUCUACGUGGUACACGCGCACCGAGACGGCUAAGCGCGUCAUGAUCUUUUACUUUGGCAACCAGAUCGGUCAGGCCUCCGCCAAGCUCCUGGCGUUUGGCAUCCUUCACAUGCGCGGCGUCGGUGGCCAGCCCGGCUGGUUCUGGCUGUUUGCGCUCAUGGGCGCGUUUACGGUGUGCUGCGGCCUCAUCUUUGGCUUCUGCUUACCCGACUCGUUUCGCAACCCGCACAGCACGUUUUUGCCGCGGUACUCGUGGUUCACGGAGCGCGAGAUUCACAUUCUGCAAACGCGCGUCUUGAUUGACGAUCCGAUGAAGGGCCAGAAGAAGAAGAAGAUUCCUCUCGGCGCUUUCAAGAGAGCGGCAAGUGGCAUGACCCCUCCAAUGCGAUUCCUUGACUGGCGUAUAUGGAUUCAUUUUCUGAUUACGCUGUGCAACAAUGGACCUCAGCGAGCUUUUGAUACCUAUGCGCCCUCCAUCGUGACAAGCUUUGGCUUCACUGGUCUGAGCAGCAACGCGCUGGCCGCCGUCGGCCUGUUCCUGCAGGUGCCCGUCUCUUUUACUUUUAGUUGGUUCUCCGACAAGUUCAAUCGCCGCGGCGAGACCGUCAUGAUUGGCCUUUUUGGUCAUCUGUUGGGCUACAUCCUGAACCGCGCCUUUACGCAAGUCAACUCGCGCGGCGUGCGCUACUUUGGCGUCAUCUGGACGCAAAUGUUUGGCACCUUUUCGCAUCCGCUCAACAUUGCCUGGCUGUCUUUGACGUGCCACGACUCGGAGCAGCGUGCUCUUGCCAUGGCCGGUGUCAUUAUGAAUGCAAACAUUGCGGGCAUCUACGGAGCGCAAAUUUUCCGCAGCGAUGAUAAACCGCUGUAUAGACGAGGCUUUAGUGUUGCCAUUGCCAUCUUGUCGUUUGGCUUCGUCUUGUCCGUUACCAGAUGGCUGGACGAGCGGCUGCGGCUUCGCAGAAAGAGGCAAAGUUUGGCUGCAUAA